Messenger RNA from Colletotrichum karsti, 8766 nucleotides. RefSeq lists its product as uncharacterized. Gene Ontology annotation, cellular component: Smc5-Smc6 complex; nucleus. The coding region runs from base 1 to 8766 and encodes 2921 amino acids. NCBI's taxonomy places the organism in Eukaryota, Fungi, Ascomycota, Sordariomycetes, Glomerellales, Glomerellaceae. The record is from RefSeq and is a predicted model, not a curated record. Gene Ontology annotation, biological process: DNA repair. The transcript is spliced from 5 exons.
AUGCCUUCAAGAUUAGACGGAUCAACGUCGCCAUCUUCGGCAGGCUCCCCGAGCGACGACGAGGCGCCUGGCCCCGCGCGUGGCCAUUUGGCCAUAAGAGAUAAGGGCAAAGGUCGCGAUGUGUCAAUCGGAAAGCGGAAGCGCGCCGACACUAAUGGCGAACAAUCUUCACGUCGCCGUGCAAACGGACGUUCUCUCGAUAGAGACGAUGACCCCGAUAUCGACGUAUACGAUCCAGACCAACCCAUGGAAGAGCGACGCGAAAUCCAGCGAAGGCUUCGCGAACUGCAAAAAAGCAUCAAUGACAAUGUGGAAGAGUACAUGGCGCCUGGCUCGACAGGCCUCAAGGACGCCCUGUUGAUGGCACAAGAAGUUGCCCGAGGCGUCAAGCAGACCACCGAGGCCACUAUCGACUCCCGUCUUCUGGUCAGCGCAGUUGAUAUGUCAUACCGGAAAACUGUCCGACUUAUGCAAGGCAAUGCGGCAGAAGGUGUGGACAUCGACGAGUUCGUUUCCAAGUGCUGCACAUACAUGCGCCAAGCAGGUGGCAUCGCGGACGAUGAGGCGCCUGAACUUUCAAGCACUCAGAGGCGGAGACGCAGGACGGGAGGCGGUUCUAACGAUGACGAAGAUGGCGAUGACGAGGCCUUCAACUGGAGCCACCUGGGGAAAUUCGCCUCGCUACCCAAUAUCCGUCGACCAGCCCUGCCUGGCUUCCUGCUUGGUCCGCUAUCCGUCGAGAAAAAGAUCCGAAAAAUUUCCAAGCGUACUGCGCCUUUCCGACCAAACAACCUGGCAGAGACGAGGCCUGAAGUACUGAACGUGGAGGACUUGGCCAAAAAGGAGAACGACCUCACGGCGAUUUGCGGCAAGAUUCUUAAGCAACUAAGAGACACCCAGGCGGAUGCUCAGACGAAGCUCGUCGAGCUUUUCGAGGAGAGGGAGAUGAGCGAGGAGGAGCAGGUCAAGACCAUGCAUGACUAUGGUCUUCGGGAGACUGGCGGAGUUGACCUCCUUCGCUUCGUCGUGAAUCCCAAAUCAUUUGGCCAGACUGUCGAAAACAUGUUUUACGUCAGUUUCCUCAUUCGCGACGGCAAAGUGGGAAUCGAGUUCGAUAGCAACGACCUUCCCUCCCUUAGUCCUAUAGGAGGCGAUGAAGCAGAAGAAGAAGGAGGCGCCAAGCGUGAAAAAGCAAAGCAGCAGGCUAUCUUCUCAAUGGACAUGGAGACAUGGCAAGACAUUAUCGACACCUUCAACAUUCAAGAACCCAUGAUAAAGCAUAGAAAAGAGACGAUGGCGCAAGGCCCGGGUGCUAGAGGAUGCAAUAUGGCUGGAGAUCGCGACGAGGACACUGCCACUGACGACAAAGUUCCCAGCGGUCAUUCUCAGAUACCAGAAAACUCUCCAGAUCCCACCAACCAAACAGAUCCCCAGGAGAGUGCUCAGUCAACGGACAUGGGUGAAGACAACGGCCGCGAAGAGGGCACCUGCGACUCCUCGUCACCGGCUGAACCUCCCAGCUCUCCGUUAUCAAAGAUGGAACAGGAGGACAGCACCUUCACCGACUCAGUCUUUGACCUCUCGACCUCGAAGGGCUCCGCCGGGAAAGGCUCGAAUAACGCGCCUCUCUCAUCUCCUGUUCAGUUCGACAGCCCAUCGAAGAAUGAUUCCGUCAAGCAUUCAACCACAAUACCCAGCUCUCCGACUGUGAAGGGGCCCACGCCGCAGACUCCGAAACCACCAGAGCCCUCCUGGGCCGAGAGAGCUGCCAGUGGCAUUACGCGCAGCAACACGAAGAUGAGCAUGAGAAGCGCCCCAGGGGGCAGAGGGGGAGCAAGACCGGCUACGCCUUCUCGCUCGCCAAGUUCGGCAGGCAGACCCAGUCGUGCAUCUCCCGCAACGCCUUCCGCAAGUCUAAAUGUCGCUCAUGCCAAUGACACCCCUCCGAGAACAAGAGGCAGCUCCUUGAGCGAUAGUUUUUCGCCUCAAAACGUGACUCAGAAGCAGCCGACAUCCCGAGACGGCCAGAGAGGAAGCGUUGUUGAUGAGGACAUGCUGCGCGAGAUGAAGAAUCUGCUGCAGGUUCUCACGCCAGAGCAGAGCCUCUCCGACCUUGGAGACGUCCAGCCAGCCGACGAGGAAUCCAUGACCGCCGAAUCCCUUAUGCCGAACAUCAUCAGAAAGCUUGCCGCCGAGAUCCUGGAAAGAGACGAAAGCCUGGACAAAAUCCAGCUGGAUUUCGAAAAGUCCAUGGCAGCCCAAGCCGCCACACAAAAGUACAACGAGUCUCUUCAAGAAGAUUUGAAGAAUCGGAUCAAGGAAUUCAACGUCGAAGCCAGGAAAGCAAGAGAUGCGCACAGCUCAUCUUGUGAAGAGUUUGAAAAUACCAUCAAGCAACACAAGGCGGAAGAGCGUGUACAGGAAAGCCUUAGACAGGCUGAGAGCCAGUUAGAUGAAGCCCAGGCGGACCGGGAUCGCAAAGAUGUUGAGCUUCGACAGCUGCAGACUACGGUCAACAACCUUCAACGUGGCCAGCAGGCAGAGUCUUCCGCUCACGUGGACGAGCUUAGAGCCAAGAUUUCCGAACUCGCAGAACUGUUGAAGACGGAACAAGACACCAACCGUCAAAUCCAGAGAGAGCUCGAGGGAAAAGAAAGAAAAUGGACGACCACAGACACAGAACGCGAAGAAUAUCAAACAUAUAUGGAAGGCCAUCUUGAGGAGCUCCAGAAAUCGACCCAGGAAAAAGAAGACAGAAUCGAAAGCCUUGAACAAGAACGAGACGAACUGAAGAGGAAAGCUGUUGCGGCCAGACCCGAAUCCAUGAAAAUACUCGUCGGCGGCAGGGAAGUCACCUUCAAAGAAUACGAGAAGCUCCUCACCAACGUCAGGGGCGAGAACUCCAGCCUCAAACGUCAACUUGAGUUCGAAAAGGAGGAGCGCGAGAUAGCCCAAAUGAUUCCUUUGGAUGAUGUCCGACAGGUUGUCGAGCCAUUUCUCAAGGUUUACGGCAUUGCCUACCACAGCGCCCUUCUCGCUCUAUCGAAUGACUUGGCACAUGAGGAGGAAGACCUUGAAGCCCUUCUCAGCGACGACGGUUUCAAGCCAUACCCGCAUGCUUCUUUCGUUUCCGACCCAGAUGCGGGGCCCUUGCAAGCGUCUUCGGCCAGUUCUUCUCCUUAUCGAAGAGACUGCGCUCCCGUGACAGGAGACGGCAUCUCUCCAGUGUCUCAAAAGUCGAGCCCAGGUCUUGCAAACUCAAGGAACCUCGAGAGCGAGCUUGCCGGAUUCGAUUCAAAUAGUGAAGCAUCCGCAUCCAGUCCAAGUCCUUUGGAGGAUACUCAACAAGGCCAUACCGAUUUGACGGACGAUCUUCUUUAUGACCCGCACACCAUCACCAAGUUGCGCGUCCAAUUGAAGCAACUGAUGAAGAAGCUGCAAAACCUCGAAUCUGAAAAGAAGGGCCGCGAAGAAGAGAUUGCGAAGCUUGAAGAAGAGGUGGCUGCAUUGAAGGGCAAGAUCGCGGUUCACCAACAGAUCGCCGAGCAGCUCAAGGCCGAAAUCGCACGAGCCAGGUCCAACGUGGCAAACAGCUACCAGCAUAAAGAACUGGCCGAGCAGCAAGAUCGCAUAACUUCCCUCUUCAACAAUCUUCAGGAGUGCAAGCAGAGGUUGGCGGUAGCCGAGAGCCAGCGCGAUGCCCUCCAGAGGGAGAUCGAAGAGAGGCAAGCCGAACUUGAGGUUUGGCAAUCCACGGGUGAGGAAAUCGGUAACAUCAACAUCGACUUGGACGAGCAGGCUGCGAAGAACGCACACGCGCUCACCGCGAGCGAGGCUCGGAGGGCCGAGUUGGAAGCUCAGGUCGCAGAUCUGGAAAGCAAGCUUCGAGACGCCAACCACAGAACCCGCCAAGAACGAGAAAGGCGUGGUGAGGUUGAAGCCAGACAUGAAGAGGCUGCAAUUGAUGGAGACGCACUCAUCGCGAGCGAGACUCAGAGGGGCGAGCUGCAAUCUCAGCUCGAAUUUGUGGAAAGAAAGCUUCGAUACGCCAACUAUAACACCAGACAAGAACGAGAGAGACGCCGUGAGGUUGAAGCCAAAGGGGUCUGGAAGGGAACCUUUGGGGAAGCCCUGAGACUCAAGGAUCAGGAAAUCAGACAACUUCGUGACGGACUGGAGGAAGAACGCGAUAGCACCGAGAAAAAGUCGCGCUUGGAAGAGGAAGAGGCCAAGAAGCUCGAUGCAUACGUACGCAUUCUCGAAGAAUCGCUCGAAUCGUCGAAACAGGAAGCAUCUCGCGCACGCAUGGAGCUCCGCCGCCAUGCUACCUCUGAUGUCGGUGUACAGACACACUCUGCACGAGAUAUGUCCCCCACCGACUCUGAGCUAUCCAGAACUCAACACUCCGCCAACGCGCCACAGCCUCGUGUGCAGCAUUUUGUCCCACCUAGGAACGAAACCUCGUUAGCCAGCUUAGAUCCCUGGGAGAGACGAGUGCACCAAGCAACCCGACUCGCACAAGCUCGGCUGGCUCUUCUGGAGUCUAGCAGGCGAAAGGAAUACGCCUGGGACGAGACUGUUGUCCACCCGCCAGAGGAGAUCCGGCAACUUCGAGUUGAGCUGCAUGAGCUAGAAGAAAGACUGAACGCGGUAGACGCCGGUACAGGAUCUCCAGAAGAUACUCGAGAUAGUCUCAUAGCCUUCGUGGCUCAUAAACAAGUGAGGAUCAGCGACAUCACAGCAUCCAUCAGCUCGCGAGCAAACGCUGUGCGCAAUGGCAUCAUGUCUUGGGGGAUAGUGUUCAACAGCUUGCUACGCGAAAUGAGCGACCAUACCGCACCGUCUCCUCCUCAGACCCCACAGAUCGUUGGGGAAGAGACACCAUCUGCUGUUGCAGAACCGCCCUUACCUCCUGCCCCGAUGGGAGCGCAAGAGUUGAUCGAAAGAUGGGGAGCAGGACAGAGACCGUUCGCAUUUCCGCCGAGCAGAGCUGGUAGCCCCGAUGGAGGAGAUAGCAGCAGCGGCAGCAGCAUGGAUGAUUCUGACGACGAUGCAGAACUCAUUUCCAAGAAUUCCGUUCGACGGGAUAUCGAUAUCGUGUAUCUGCUGCUCGAGAAGCUAGACAAAACUGUGCAGGCCGCCAUGGAAUCAAAAAUGCGGGUAUGUAACACCCGCCACACGGACGCAGUCAGGAUGAGAGAGGCCCUCGAAGGCACUGGCACCUUCACACCUCAUGGACACUCGGCACCUCAAUCCACGGUUGGGCCGCCAUCCUUGCACGAGUCCUCUUCUGACAGCAGCUACAACGUCGCACCCUCGGUUUUCUCUGAGCCAAACAGGGGCGGCCAUCCCGCAUCAGACAUCUCGGCCCCUGUGGCAGCUGCCAUGCGAGAGUGGGAGCGCCAUGCCACCGGUGUGCAAAUCAGAACCGACGCUCUCCGCGAGGCUUUCGAGAUCGUCCUCGAACACAUCGUCAACGCGUCCAGGUACGAAAUGAUGCGCGGCCAAGCACGGCAGUUCUUGCAUCAGCGAAACGAACUUGUCAGAGCAAUGAGGGGCGAGAACCCGGACCUGGCCAGGCUUUUCACCAAGUCUGAGCAAGAAGUCAGAGACGAGAAUGAGGCUCUGAAGAGGACUAACGCGGACCUUACGAGAGCGGUCAACCAGGGACACGGUGACCGCGAGGCGCGCAGGAAUCUGGAACUCGAGGUCGUUCGGCUGCGUUCCCUUAGCGCAGUCAAUGAGACCUCCAGGAGAUGGGCGGAGGAGCGAAGGGCCGAAGCAGAGGAGGGGAGGGACGAAUUCGUCCGGCAGGUCACCGAGUCUCUCGAAACAGUCAACGGGCAUCUUCGGCAAAUGGUGGAAGAUGUUCACGGAGAGAGGGACGGUAUUCGGGACGAACUCAGUCUGCUCAUACGGACGAGAAGUGCGCGCACCGAGCAUCUCGAGGAGCGCAUCCGGUUCCUCGAGGCCCAACUGAGAGAUUCCGAAAGACCCAGGAUCGCCGCGGAGGACAGCUACACGAUGUUGAGGAUCGAACUGCAAAGCAUACUCCAACAGGCGGGCGACGACAUGGACGGCGCCAAUCUUCGGCUUUUCCUUUCCAGGGCCUUCAACCCGGAGCAGCACGUACCGCCCCGGGACAACGUCGACGCGGACAACUUGGCCAUGAGCGAUUAUUCUUGGGAUGACCAGGACACCGUCAUCGACGUCAUCGACGUUGAUGACGACGGUCACGAUGCAGAGAACAGCCUGCACAUGGUCCACGAUUCAAACGGCGACCCAGGCGACCGGGACGAAACAAGGCCCGAUGAUGACUUGUCCCCGCGAGAACAGAACUUGAGAGAGAGACUCCAAAACUGGCAGAGAACAACCCACGCUCUACGAGACGAGAUUUCGCAGUUGCACAGGUCAUUCAGGGGAACCAUGGCCGACUAUCGUGUGGCGCAUGAUAGGGAACUCGCGGAACGAGACCAGCGAUUGUCGCAUAUGCAGGCAGAGUUCGAGCUCUCCGAAGACAACCGCAUCGCCGCGGCCAACAGGAACAUGGUGCUUGAGGCUAGGAUCGUUGAUCUGGAGGCAGGGUUGGCCCAGCAGAGCGAGCUCCCCGAGACUCCUACCCGAAGAUUGGAGCAAUUGGCUGAAAAUGCUACGCAUAUUAGGCCGCAAACGUUGCAGAGGGGAAACUCGAACUCUUCUUCGUCGAGCUCGGACUCAGACGAUUCCAAUCCUUCCCCAACUGGCGACCAUCCUGCUGACGGUCCUCCACCGGAUGGCUUGAGAGAUGGGGAUGCCUCUCCUUUACGAAGAGACGGCCCGAGGAAUAGAUUGGCAGAUAACCCAGCGCCUCCCUCUCCAGGAAACGAACCCGACAACGCACCUCAAUUGCAAGAUGUCGCAGUCGACGACGACGACGAGACAACUGUGCCUCAGGAGAUCGAUAAUGUCCUGCCAAGAGAAGAUAAUCAGGCUUCACCUCGGGCCUCACCUCGAGCCUCGCCUCGAGCCUCGCCUCGAACCUCACCUCGGGUCUCACCGCGGGUCUCACCUCAGGCAUCACCUGUGGCGCCAGUCGUGCGAUUCGCAGAAGAAGAAGUAGAAGAAGUUGCGCCUCUGCAGGAACCUCACAACGAGACCAAUGUUGACGAAGGCGCUGAUUUGCCGCCUCCUCCGUUGGAGACGAACAACACUCCCGUACACGCGCCUGAGGACACUGCUGUAGUACUAUAUGACAACCACCGGGGGCCACGUCCAGGACCCCAAAGACCAAACGGCGCGGAUGACACUCGCUAUACCAGGCCCAACGAUGGCAACUAUGCUUGGCAGGUCAUGCUCGCGAUCCGAGAUUGCCUCAAAGGCCACUGUUUGUCCUGGGCAAAUGUCAUCUGGUUCCUUUGGAUGACUUGCCUGUUCUUCCCCGCGAAACUGGUCGGCAAGGGGUUCCCGCUCCUCGAGCACCGGCCGACACCGAAGAGGACAUCCAUAUUCAUGGUGGGCUGCACCGCAAUCCACUUCGCGGUUGGUUUAGCAUGGGCCACGUUCCGGGCGCUGGUCUCUACGCAGACGGCCAAGGAUAUAUGGCUUGCGGCGAACAGUUUGACCCGGGCUCUCUUCGUUGAAUCGCAACUCAUGUCGCCGUUGAUGUUUUUGGGCGUGGAGGGUUGGGACAGCAGGUUCGCGCCACCCGUCAAGGUGGCCGCCGAAGCCAUGUAUCAGAGCGUCCGGGAGGCGGGGGCCAGUUUGACAGCAGCUUUCUCGGCAACACACAACCAGUCGCAAGCUCACUCCCAAGCUCAACCUGAAGGCUCAUCUCAGAACUCAUCUCAAGCACCGCUCCAGGGCAAACACACCCUCGACUCGCCAGACCAGCAACCCACUCACCACAACCCCCUCAAAUCCGCAAAGGAGCACGUGAAGAAGCCCGUCAUGUCGCAAAAACUCAUCCCCGCCAACCCGGCCGACGUGAUGGUCAUCCGCGACCUCACCCCCAACGUCACGACCUUCUCCGUCCCCUUCUCGCGCUUCGGCGUCCUCAAGAUCGGCGGCCGCGCCACCCUCGUCAGGCUCUCCUCCGGCGCCCUCGCCGUCUUCAGCCCCGUCGCCCUGACGGACGCCGUCAAGGCCAAGAUCGCCGAGAAGGGCGGCAACCUGGCCUACAUCAUCGCGCCGGACAUGGAGCACCACAUUUUCAUUUCCGAGUACAAGGCCGCCUUCCCGGACGCCAAGAUCAUCGGCCCCGACGGGCUGCCGCAGAAGAGGGCGAAGCAGACGGGCGACCCCAAGAUCAACACCUCCGACGAGUUCUUCGUGGUUUUCAAGGACGGGGAGAAGAAGCGCGAGACGACCAUCACGCCCGAGUUCGACGCUGACUUCGAGUAUGAGUACGUCGACUCGCACGCCAACAAGGAGCUCGUCUUCUUCUACAAGCCGGAUCGUGUGCUCAUCCAGGCGGACCUGCUGUUCAACCUGCCGCCGAGGGAGCAGUACUCCAAGGCCCCCGAGGGCGAGCGGGAUACUUCUUCUGGUGUGGGCAACAAGCUGUUCGGAGGACUGCAGACGACCGAGGGCGAGGUUAAGUGGGUGAAGCGGUUCCAAUGGUACGUCAUGAGCGGACGGGACAGGCCGGCGUUCAAUGAGAGCAUUCAGAGGAUCGACAAGUGGGAUUUCGACACGAUUAUCCCGUGCCACGGUGAUACGAUCCAGGGAGACGGCAAGGAGAGAUUUAGGAAGGUGUUUGAGUGGCACUUGGCUGGGCAGAAGAAAUAG